GUUCGCAUCCCUCUUUCGAUCGGCGGCAGAGCGCCCCAAGCCCAAGUCUAAGCCGCAGACUGGAAGAGGGCCUGCAAAAGCGUCCCCGCCAGAUGCGCAGCCUCUGAGCAAAAGCGCCCGCAAGCGGCUGAAGGCCAAGGAAAAGGAAGGCAAGGCAAGCGGAAAGCCUUUGCCAAAAGGAAAACCCGAACCCAAUGUGGGAUCGAAGCAGAAGAAGAAGAGUCCAGUUGUGGAUGAGGAAGCAGGCUCGGUGACCUCAAAAGGGCCAAGCUCUGUCUUGAAGGGGGCGGCCCAGCGGCUGAAGGGCUCCAGGUUCCGCUGUCUCAAUGAAUCGCUGUACACCAUGACGGGUGAUGAGGCUCUGACAAUGUUCACCAAAGACCCUUCCCUGGCAGAUGCGUACCACGAG
Molecule: messenger RNA, 409 nt
Organism: Symbiodinium pilosum
Lineage: Eukaryota; Dinophyceae; Suessiales; Symbiodiniaceae
Source: the annotation of a GenBank genome assembly